Molecule: messenger RNA, 1452 nt
Organism: Trichomonas vaginalis G3
Lineage: Eukaryota; Parabasalia; Trichomonadida; Trichomonadidae
Product: phosphopyruvate hydratase family
Exons: 1
Coding region: 1-1452 (483 amino acids)
Biological process (GO): glycolytic process
Cellular component (GO): phosphopyruvate hydratase complex
Molecular function (GO): phosphopyruvate hydratase activity; magnesium ion binding
Source: RefSeq, a predicted model, not a curated record
AUGUCAGCUGAUAAGGUUGCUGAGAGCAAAACAUACAUUGAAACAUCAAAGGUCCGUGAAGUUCUUCAAGAAGGCCUCAACUUGGCUCUUGAAAAGAAGCCAGAAGAUCUUGCUGGCUUCCUUUCCAAAUUAUUAGAAUCUCGCGCUCUUCCACCAACAAUCCAUCACCUUGUUGGCCGUGAAGUUCUUGAUUCUCGCGGAAAUCCAACAGUUGAAGUCGAUGUUUACGCAAACUUCUGCGGCAGAGUUGUUUUCGCCGGUCGUUCUUCUGCUCCAUCUGGUGCUUCUACAGGCUCCAACGAAGCUGUUGAACUUCGUGAUAAGGAUCCAAAGCGUUACAACGGCAAGGGCACAUUAAAGGCCGCUAAGAAUGUUACCGAAAUCAUUUCUCCAGCUCUUAAGGACGUCCGCCUCGAGGAUCUCUACGAUCUUGAUUCCAAGAUCCGCAAGCUCGAUGGCACAGAGCUCAAGACAAACCUUGGUGGCAACGCAUGCACAGCCACAUCCUUCGCUCUUGCAACAGCUGCCGCUAAGCUUUAUGAUGAACCACUCUUCGUUUACCUUGCUCGAAUGUUCCACAAGGAGAUGCCAGAGAAGUUCAAACUCCCACAGCCAUUCUUCAACAUCCUCAACGGUGGCAAGCACGCCGGAGGCAACCUUAAGCUCCAGGAAUUCAUGGUCGCUCCAUCUACAACACACCCAUUCCCAGAUCAGCUCCGCAUGGUCGCUGAAGUCUACCAGAAAUUAGGCGCAAGACUCGUCAAGGAUUACGACGUUUCCGCUAAGAACCUUGGUGAUGAGGGAGGCUAUGCUCCACUCCUCAACUCCCCAGAGGAAACACUCACCAUCAUCGAAGCCGCCAUCCAAGAUGCUGGCUAUGUUCCAGGCGAAGACAUCUUCAUCGGCCUCGAUGCUGCCUCAUCCGAAUUCUACGAUGAGAACAAGAAGCUCUACGAAGUCGAAGUCGGCGUUUUCAAGACAGGCGCUGAAAUGGUCGAAUACUGGAAGAACCUCGUCGAGAAGCACCCAGCUAUCAUCUCCAUCGAAGAUGGCCUUCAGGAGAAGGACUACGAGCACUGGAAGCUCCUCAACUCCGUCCUCGGUGACAGGAUUCAACUCGUCGGUGAUGAUCUUUACACAACAAACCCGAAGACAAUCGAGAAGGGUAUCAAGGGCAAGUGGUGCAACGCACUUCUUCUCAAGGUCAACCAGAUCGGUACAAUCUCAGAAGCUAUGAGAGCUGCUUCCCUCAUUCUCAAGGAAGGACAGAAUGUCAUGGUUUCUCACCGCUCAGGCGAGACAGGCAACUCCCUCAUCGCUGAUCUUGCUGUCGCCAUCGGCGCCCAGUCAAUCAAGACAGGCUCAACAGCCCGCGGAGAACGUAUCCAGAAGUACACAAGACUUCUCCAGAUCUACGAGUACCUCAAGGAGAACGACAUGCUCGAAGAAUAA